AUGCCAACUACCACUGAAGUAAUCAGCUCUGUAAACGACACUCUUGCCGCACAUGCGGCCUUAAUUUCUCGCGUUCGUGCCACCCAAAACGAAUUUAGGCAACAAUUGCACGCAUUUCAGUCCCCACCCUAUGAAAUACUGAAACUUCCAACCAUCCCGAGCCCAACCUCGUCACCCGGACUAUCCGAACGAUUCUCACCUCCGCCGUCACCGACACUGAAGGAGCAGCAGCACCAGAAGCAACUUCAACGGACCGAUUUACCGCCUGCGAAGCGGGCUAGGGCUUCUAGAUACCGAAAUUAUGUCCCCGAGGAGGAAACCAUCCGGAAUGACUACUCUCAGAGAUAUGUCGACGGCGGAGAAUGGCCGCAGAACUGGGUCCUCGGGACAGACCCAGAGCGAAGAUUCGAAGAAUACCCCAAGCAGCGACGCUUGCUGGAGCUCAAGAAGGCAUCUGUAGCUCAGCACGCUGUUUCUCCCUCUUACCUUCCAUUUUCAGAACUACAGUCUCUGGGGUCUUCUAAAUUCGACGUUGUCCUCAUAGACCCGCCGUUCUCUUCGUCGUUUACUUGGGAUCACCUUCAAGAACUACCAAUUCCUUUGCUGGCAGCCGAACCUAGUUUCAUAUUCCUCUGGGUAGGCAGUGGUGCUGGCGAAGGCCUUGAAAGGGGGAGAGAGGUGCUCGCGAAGUGGGGCUAUAGGCGAUGUGAGGACGUCGUAUGGGUCAAAACUAACAAGACUACUAACCGCGGUCCCGGGACAGAUCCUCCGACUACCUCGUUGCUCACACGCACAAAGCAACAUUGUCUGAUCGGAAUUCGAGGGACUGUCCGACGCUCGACCGAUAGUUGGUUUGUUCACUGCAAUGUUGAUACAGACGUGAUUAUAUGGGAAGGCGACCCUCUGGACCCCACCCGCAAACCGCCGGAGAUGUACACAUUGAUUGAAAACUUCUGCCUGGGUACACGGCGAUUAGAAUUAUUCGGUCGUGUUCCAACAUCAUUUCGGCGGGGAUGGGUGACAGUUCUGAGCCCUGGUCACGAGGACCGUCUCCCUACUUCAAAAAAUGACUCUGGUUCAAUAAAGGUCGAAACAGAGGACGGCGGAACCGUGGAUUUGACCCGGUGGGAUAAGGACAAAUGGGAGCACGGGAUACAGCAGAUUGCGGAGGGAGGGAAGGCCAUCGUGCCUACAACACCAGAUAUUGACACUCUGCGCCCCAAAUCGCCGUUCAGACCUGGACAAGGACAUCAGAUGCCUGGUGGGUCGGCCAUGGGUGGCCCUGCUGCCGGGAGGAUGAUAGGGGCGGGUAACCGGGGUGGAUUUGGUUCAGGUGUUCAUGAUCCAGGCCAAAUGAUGGGUCAACCGAUGAUGGGCAUGACAAACAUGGGUAUGGCCACCAUGGGAAUGGUCCCUGGGAUGGGGAUGGGCGUUGGUGUCGGUGUCGGUGUCGAUGAUAUGAUGUGGCAGGGUGCUGGGAUGGGCGUAGGGAUGGGCAUGGGCAUGAACCAGAUGGGUGUGGGAGGUAUGGGCCAAGGAGGGGGCAUGGGCACCGGCCUUGGCUUAGGAGGAAUGAAUAUGCCAACGAUGAUGGGUGGGAUGGGUCAGAUGAGCAUCGGGGACUGGGGUGAUCAGAACCAGUUCGGUAUGGACACUGGGUGGGAUCACAACGACAAUAGGACUGGAGCUAUGGUUCCGGGCGGCGGGACGAACCUCGGGGUCAACAUGGGUAAUAUGAAUAUGAACAACGGUAUGGGUAUGGGGCAAUGGGGCACAGGCGGAUUCUAA
Messenger RNA from Pleurotus ostreatus (oyster mushroom), 1788 nucleotides. RefSeq lists its product as uncharacterized. Gene Ontology annotation, cellular component: nucleus; RNA N6-methyladenosine methyltransferase complex. The record is from RefSeq and is a predicted model, not a curated record. The coding region runs from base 1 to 1788 and encodes 595 amino acids. NCBI's taxonomy places the organism in Eukaryota, Fungi, Basidiomycota, Agaricomycetes, Agaricales, Pleurotaceae. The transcript has 5 exons. Gene Ontology annotation, molecular function: mRNA binding; methyltransferase activity.